GGGUCCCGCCGCCGCUUCUCGUCGGUGCGUCACUUCCGGCGGAGUCCGGCCCCGCCCCCCGCCCGCCGCGCCAUGUCUAAGAAAAAAGGACUGAGUGCUGAGGAGAAGAGAACACGCAUGAUGGAAAUAUUUUUUGAGACAAAAGAUGUAUUUCAAUUGAAAGAUAUGGAGAAGAUUGCUCCUAAAGAGAAAGGAAUUACUGCUAUGUCAGUGAAGGAGGUCCUGCAAAGCUUAGUUGACGAUGGUAUGGUGGAUUGUGAGAGGAUUGGGUCAUCAAAUUAUUUCUGGGCUUUCCCAAGUAAAGCUCUUCAUACGAGGAAAUGUAAAUUGGAGGCUUUGGAGACACAGCUUUCUGAGGGGAACCAAAAGAAAGAAAAUCUUCAGCAAAGCAUUGAGAAAGCAAAGAUUGGCCGUGAGGACACAGAAGAACGUACUAUGCUAGCAAAGGAGCUUACUUCACUUCGGCAGCAAAGGGAACAGUUAAAGGCAGAAGUCGAAAAAUACAGAGAAUGUGACCCAGACGUGGUGGAAGAAAUCCGUCAAGCAAACAUUGUAGCCAAGGAAGCGGCCAACAGAUGGACUGAUAAUAUAUUUGCAAUAAAAUCUUGGGCCAAAAAGAAAUUUGGAUUUGAAGAGAAUAAAAUUGAUAAAAACUUUGGAAUUCCAGAAGACUUUGACUACAUAGACUAAAAUGCCCAGCAGUCUUCAGCAUUUGUAUUUAACUGUACAUAUCUCAUUUAAUGUUGCCUGGCUAAAUUUGGUGAAUUGUUAUUGAUGUAUAAAUCAUAACCUAUAUUUUAUUUUUUCAGGUAUUAAUGUGGAUAAAGUUCAAAAUGUAUUUGUUCUUCCUUUUGUAUUAAAAGAAAAUACCAUGGUCAUAAGUUGUUUUGCAAUAAAGUUGGCUAAGUUGAGUUAAGCUUA
This is a messenger RNA of Ornithorhynchus anatinus (platypus), 921 nucleotides long. It is a transcript of the gene MND1, whose product is annotated as meiotic nuclear divisions 1. Gene Ontology annotation, cellular component: nucleus. The transcript is spliced from 8 exons. Bases 73 to 690 code for a protein of 205 amino acids. NCBI's taxonomy places the organism in Eukaryota, Metazoa, Chordata, Mammalia, Monotremata, Ornithorhynchidae. Gene Ontology annotation, molecular function: double-stranded DNA binding. Gene Ontology annotation, biological process: reciprocal meiotic recombination. The record is from RefSeq and is a predicted model, not a curated record.